Talaromyces proteolyticus is the source of this 2158-nucleotide messenger RNA. RefSeq names its product putative diacylglycerol O-acyltransferase. Gene Ontology annotation, biological process: triglyceride biosynthetic process. Gene Ontology annotation, cellular component: endoplasmic reticulum membrane. The transcript is spliced from 4 exons. Lineage: Eukaryota; Fungi; Ascomycota; Eurotiomycetes; Eurotiales; Trichocomaceae. Bases 280 to 1803 code for a protein of 507 amino acids. Gene Ontology annotation, molecular function: diacylglycerol O-acyltransferase activity. The record is from RefSeq and is a predicted model, not a curated record.
CGCUGAACCCUCUUCGUUCUCGCCUACCCCGCCAUGCGUCUCUUGAUUCCUGAUUCUAGUGCGCACCUCAUCCUGCAUUCCCUCUUGCAAUGCGUUGCGAUAGCAGAUUGAGUCCGAUAUGAGUGUCAUCUGCUAGUGGCGUCCUCGCUUGACCAAUGCAACAUUACGCUGAUCUACCGAAGACUCCGGCUACAACACUAUCCCCUCGCAAUUCCAAUCAAGCCGCUUGUCUAUCCCUCCUCUUUGCCUCUUGCUGCCAGCUAUCGCUAACUGGUUAAGAUGGCCAGUCUCAUCGAGACAGCUGUUAGCACGAGCGUCGAUGUGCCUUCCAUUGACAUCAACGGCCACAGCAAAAGCACCAGUUCGAGUAAGGCUGCGAAGACAUCACCUGCAGAGAGUCUGACUACAAAAACACCCGGGAGGAGUGUGAGAAGCAAAUAUCGCCAUAUCGCGGCAUAUCACUCGGAGUUGCGGACCUCAUGUUUAAGCCGGGAUUCUACCGUCAACCCGAGCUUCAUUGGCUUUCGCAACUUGAUGGUCAUUGUGCUGAUUGUGAUGAAUCUCCGGCUGAUUGUGGAGAACUUUAUGAAAUAUGGGGUCCUCAUCUGCAUCAAAUGCCAUGAUUAUCGCAGAAACGACGUAUUCCUGGGAUCGAUACUGUUUGCACUUGUUCCGUGUCAUCUUUUCGUUGCAUAUAUAAUAGAGCUAGCUGCUGCACAGCAGGCCAAAGGCGCUGUGGGCCGGACGAAGAAGAGUCACGACCAAGCAGCAGAGUCCGAAAAAGAACGACGAGCAUUUCAAUCGACCUGGCGCCUCAUUGCCUUUGCGCAUACUGUUAAUGCUACCCUCUGUCUUGUGGUGACUAAUUUUGUUGUAUAUUAUUAUAUUCAUCACCCGGGUAUUGGUACUAUUUGCGAAUUCCACGCUAUCAUCGUGUGGCUCAAGAACUGCUCCUACGCCUUUACGAACCGUGACCUCCGUCAUUCAAUGCUACAUCCCUCCGAGCAAUCGAAAAUCCCUGAAAUUUAUUCAACAUGUCCCUAUCCCAAGAAUGUUACCGUUGGUAAUCUAACUUAUUUCUGGCUGGCCCCGACACUGGUUUACCAGCCAGUAUAUCCUCGUACCCCGCGCAUUCGGUGGAGUUUUGUCGGAAAGCGUCUUGUGGAAUUCGUGGUAUUAUCAGUUUUUAUCUGGCUCACAUCAGCUCAAUAUGCCGCACCCGUCCUUCGGAAUUCUCUCGAAAAAAUCGCAGUAUUGGACUUCACAUCUAUUGUCGAGCGAAUAAUGAAGCUUUCGACUAUUUCCUUGGUCAUCUGGCUUGCUGGAUUCUUUGCGCUCUUCCAAUCAUUUUUGAAUGCACUAGCUGAAGUGAUGCGUUUUGGUGACCGCGAGUUCUAUUCGGAUUGGUGGAACAGUUGGAGUGUCGGCAUGUACUGGCGAUCCUGGAACAAGCCUGUAUACUUGUUCAUGAAGAGACAUAUAUUUUCUCCCCUAGUUGGGAGAGGCUGGAGCCCGUUCGCGGCUAGUGCCAUGGUUUUCCUAUUCUCUGCCAUUCUACAUGAAUUGCUUGUGGGAAUUCCCACGCAUAACUUGAUCGGCGUGGCCUUUGCGGGUAUGCUGCUACAGCUUCCACUGAUAACAGUCACUUUACCGUUGGAAAAGAGGGAUGACCCUACUACCAGAAUCAUUGGGAACUCGGUGUUUUGGGUGAGUUUCUGUUUAGUCGGGCAGCCACUGGGGGCGCUCCUGUACUUUUUUGCUUGGCAGGCGAAAUAUGGCAGUGUCAGCAAGCUGGAGAAUUGACCUCUAUCUCGCGAUGGUGGCAGUUGGUGAUGCGUUGGGGAUUGACUGUUGAAAGAUAAUUGUUAAUGCGACGCUGAUAUAUGUUGAUUCAAUAUGCGUGCUUCCAUAUACUUUAAAGUAUCAAUUGAUCAGGUGAUAUGACGGUUAAUUUAAAUCUAGCUCUACCUUCACUUUCAGGAGAGAAAACAGGCACUCGAGAAAUCUAAUAAACAUGAAAUUCUCGAUCUGGGUUGAACCAGUUUGUGUGGUGCAAGUGUUGGUUAUUGCACCCGAUUUUAGCGCCAUGACGUUUGUUCCUUACGGAUAACGCCAUUAGCCCUUAUUGAUUUGCUGUCUAUUUAAUAUGCAGGGUAGC